CUUUACUCCCCAUGUCCUGACACGGAGUUCAGCCAGUCACUGGCCAGCUUUUCUGCUCCCGCCUCCUCCUGGGCUCAGGGAGCUGAAGAUCCUCUUGAGGUGUUGAUGAGCUGCAGGAAUUAAUAGCGCAGGUUGCCCAUAUGGACGAAUGGGAAGGAGACCCUACUGAAGAUUCAGAUGUCAAACAGGUGGUCGUUGGUGGCAUGGAGGAAUCUGCUAAAUCGAAUGAUGUUACUGUGUGCUUCUCUGUGGAGGAACUGGAUUCCUUGGAAGACGGACAAAGGGAUCAUAAUAAAAAUCUCAAGACAAAAAUUCACCAUAGUCCGAAUUUAGUGGGUUAUCUGUAUGUAAAGCCCGAGAUUGUGCCCAGAAUCAGACGAGGGGAAGGACUGUGUGUGAGCAGUGAUCUGUACACUGAAAAGAGGAGAAAUCGUGCUCGUUUAGCAGCAGGAGAGUCUGUCAGUAGAAGUGAAGAGGGGCAUCACUCGCCAGCUGGCAGAACCGGGCAAAGUUGUCUUACAGAAGGCCAUAAAACUCCUAAAAGUCGGAACCUGGAACAGCGACCAGGUCCUCCUGAAGAUGAGAGGCCAAGUGAAAGGAGGGCUAUAAUUGGUACUGACCGCGUUGCUUCCACGGCAGAACAUGACAAGCCACAGAGCGUAGGCCAACAAAGGAUCAGACGGGCAAGAAAAUACUGGUGUGGGGAGUGCGGGGAUUGUUUUAGAGAGCACUCACAUUUUCUUGAGCACCAAGCUUCCCACUCUAAACAAAAAGGCACCUUCACAGAGCAUAGACAAAGCUUACUUUCUAGUAGACAUCAAGGACUCCAAACAGCAGCUGAUUCCAGUACUUAUCCUGAGUGUAGUGUGGACAGGACAGAAGGCCCAAAGCCAGCAACGCACAGGAGGAACCCUGUAGAAGCCAAGUCGUACACAUGUAAAGACUGUGGAAAGAAUUUCACUCAGAAUGCCAGCCUUAUUGUACACCAGCGCACACACACAGGAGAAAGGCCACAUAACUGCAAAGUGUGCGGGAAGAGUUUUAUUAGCGGCUCCUAUCUGGUUAUGCACCAGCGAGUCCACACAGGAGAGAGGCCUUAUGCCUGCAACGAAUGUGGCAAGAGGUUUAUUAGUAGUUCAAACCUUAUUAUACACCAGCGGGUUCAUACUGGAGAGAAGCCAUAUCUGUGCACAGAAUGUGGCAAAUGCUUUGGGCACAGCUCCCACCUGGUCAGACAUCAGAAGGUCCAUACGGGAGAAAGACCUUUUACCUGUGCAGAAUGUGGCAAGGCCUUCUCUAGAAGCUCACAUCUGGUCAGGCACCAGAUCAUCCACAUGAGAAAUCCAGCCAAUCAGGCUGUGUGAUCUUGGACAUGUCUUGACAAUAUCAAGCUGAUGUUUGUGUAUAUGUUAUUAUAUAAAUAUUUGUGCCAAGAUUGCCUUUUUUGUGUCAAAUAGGGUUCAAAAUGUUGUGUAUCUACACCAGUGCUGCAAAAUAAACCCACAGCUAGUAGA
Molecule: messenger RNA, 1514 nt
Organism: Xenopus tropicalis (tropical clawed frog)
Lineage: Eukaryota; Metazoa; Chordata; Amphibia; Anura; Pipidae
Gene: znf397
Product: zinc finger protein 397
Exons: 5
Coding region: 141-1364 (407 amino acids)
Biological process (GO): regulation of DNA-templated transcription
Cellular component (GO): nucleus
Source: RefSeq, a predicted model, not a curated record